This is a messenger RNA of Aspergillus pseudoviridinutans, 1431 nucleotides long. It is a transcript of the gene hxkB, whose product is annotated as putative hexokinase. Gene Ontology annotation, biological process: intracellular glucose homeostasis; glucose 6-phosphate metabolic process; glycolytic process. The record is from RefSeq and is a predicted model, not a curated record. The transcript has 4 exons. Lineage: Eukaryota; Fungi; Ascomycota; Eurotiomycetes; Eurotiales; Aspergillaceae. Gene Ontology annotation, molecular function: D-glucose binding; glucokinase activity; fructokinase activity. Gene Ontology annotation, cellular component: mitochondrion; cytosol. Bases 1 to 1431 code for a protein of 476 amino acids.
AUGGAAAAAGGUCUCCGCACUCAACCCGACCUUCUCAGCGGCGCACCAGAGAAACUGGUCGUUGCGCUUCAGGAACUGGAGGAACUGUUAGCUGUGGACAAGUUUCUGCUGAGGAAGAUCACGGGUCACUUAGUCAAGGAAUUGGAAAAAGGCCUAAGCGCAGAAGGAGGUGAUAUCCCAAUGAACGUAACCUGGGUCAUGGGCUAUCCAACUGGCAAGGAGCAAGGAAAGUUUUUGAUCCUCGAUAUGGGAGGCACCAACCUGCGCGUAAGUCAGGCGGAGCUUUUCGGUAGCGAUCGCGAUAUGGAGUCCAUCCAGGAGAAGUACAGUAUACCCCAGUCGAUCAAGCAAGGUACAGCCGACGACCUGUGGGAUUUCGUGGCGGACUGUGUGCAGAAGUUUCUCCAGUCACGGCUCAGGGAAGACGAAAGAUCGAAGAUCUUGCCGCUUGCCUUUACGUUCUCCUAUCCCGUCAUCCAGUCCUCUAUAAAAGUCGGAGUCCUUCAGCGUUGGACGAAAGAUUUCUGCGUAUCUGGAGUCGAAGGUCACGAUGUCGUCUUUCAGUUAGAGGCUGCUUUCGAACGGAAGCGAAUUCCCGUCCGAGUCGUGGCUUUGAUCAACGAUACGGUCGGGACGCUCUUCGCCGCGGCGUAUGGAGACCGAGAGGCCAAGAUCGGCAGUAUAGCAAGCACCGGUUGCAACGCUGCAUACAUGGAAGAGGUUGGUGCAAUCCCAAAGAUCCAAGGCUGCGGGCUACCAAGCGAUGCUCUCAUCGCGAUCAACACCGAAUACGGUGCCUUUGAUAAUUCACGCCGCAUACUGCCGCGGACACGAUUCGACGAUGAAAUCGAUCGGACAUCCGCGCAUCCUGGCCAGCAGCUCUACGAGAAGAUGGUCUCCGGGCCUUACUUGGGGGAGCUGCUCCGACUGGUGAUGCUGGAACUGCACGAAGCCAAACUUCUCUUUGUAGGUCAGGAUGUUUCGUGCUUGCGCCAGCCAAAUGCCCUGGACGCCUCCCUCUUCCCAACCCUGGAGGAGGACAUUACCGAGUGCAUGGAAAACGCCCGUAAGUGUCUGUGGGAGAAGAUGGGCCUUGAUCCAGCUCCGCACGAACUCAAGACCUGUCGGUACCUGGCCGAACUGGUUGGAUCGCGUGCUGCCCGUCUCUAUUCAUGCGGGAUUGCAGCGAUCUGCCAGAAACGGGACAUCGAACGCUGCCAUGUCGGCGUUGAUGGCUCAAUUUUUGGUCAUUAUCAGAAUUACCGCAAGCGAGCGGCGCAGGCCCUCCGUGAUAUUUUUGCAUGGCCGGAUGACCUUGAGGAUCCGAUUGUGUUUGGAUUCUACAAAGACGGGUCUGGAGUUGGCGCCGCGUUGAUCGCUGCGUUGGCUGUCGAGAGAUCGGAUGGACCUCUCCUUAGCAGGACAGAAUAG